Hippocampus comes (tiger tail seahorse) is the source of this 1156-nucleotide messenger RNA. RefSeq lists its product as uncharacterized. Bases 470 to 1072 code for a protein of 200 amino acids. Lineage: Eukaryota; Metazoa; Chordata; Actinopteri; Syngnathiformes; Syngnathidae. The transcript has 2 exons. The record is from RefSeq and is a predicted model, not a curated record.
AGGGGGAGUGAAACCCCCCUCUUUCAGAAUGGUUUGCCCCAGCAGCACGGGCGAAGUACGUGCGCUUGUUUGUACGGCCGGCAGUUUCGAAUACAGCGACACAUAACGAACACUCUUGUGUCCGGUGUCUCGUUAUUCUGCAACAUACAUACAGAAACAUGGUGUCAGAAGUGACCAAACCAGCCUCCGGUGAGGGAGAGUGCAAAACGCUCCAUUGAGGGGGCUGGUAGAAGGAAGGAAAACAAAACGGAAAAGACUUAAGUGAAGUGAGUGAAGCAGCUGUUAGCAGCAAGCUAAGACAACAAGGAACAGCAUGGCAGCUAAUAUACCGCCACCGGAGGUGAUGAAGAUGAGUGGCGAUCUGGCAAGUAACUGGGACAAUUUCAGGUCUGAAUAUGAGGACUAUGUAUGAGCUACAGGAUUAAAGGAGAAAGGUAAAGAUGUGCAAGCAGCAACACUAAGAAGAGUGAUGGGCAGUGAAUGUCGUCACAUAUACAAGCAUAACCUGGGGCUGACGGAGGAGCACGGGAAGGACGCGGAUGCUAUCCUGGAUGCGUUGGAGACCUACUUUAAACCAGCAAGAAAUAUAAUAUUCGAGAGAUUUGUUUUUGGAACCUGUAAGCAAGAUGAGGGCGAGCCCAUUGAUUCAUUCAUAACUAAACUGAGGGAGAAGGCUGCUUCCUGCGAGUACGGACAACUCAAAGAGGAAUUAAUUCGAGACAGACUGGUGCUGGGGGUGAGUGAUGAAAAUGUACGCCGCCGUCUACUCAGACAGAAAGAUCUCACACUAGCAUCAGCCAUAGAGAUAUGCAGAGCUGCAGAAAUGACAGACAUCAGGAUACAAGCAAUCACACAGGACAGGUCACUAGAGACAGUGCAUGCAACAGAUGGCCCCAGGUCGUAUCUGGUGGACGUCGAGGGGACACUUUACCGUCGCAACCGUGUGCACCUACGGCCAGCAGAGAGAGUCGCUGAACACCGCCCUGAGCAUCAGCACAACAGUUCACCCACUGCAGAGCCCAGAGUUGCACCAAGCGAUGCAGUUGAGAAUGACGUCAAGAAAGACUCUUGACACAGUCACCCAGGAAGUCACACCUCACAGGCGGAUUGUGGGACACCAGCCUCAAGAUGACUCACCACCACAAGCACUUGUGCC